AUGGAUAUCGACUCGAAGAUCAAGGCCUAUCGCUUUGUGGGCUAUGCAGCCGUCACAUUUUCGGCCGUCGCCGUCCUGUCCGUGUGUAUCACCCUUCCAAUGGUCUACAACUAUGUCCAUCAUGUCCGUUCACAAUUACACUCCGAACUCACCAUGUGCAAGGGAUCUGCAAAGGAUGUUUGGUCCAGUGUAUAUUCCAUCAAAGAUCUGCCUGUAGCAGCUAAUAGGACAACUAGGAGCAGUUACAGCGAUCAGUGCAGUGGAUGUUGUCUACCAGGGCCAAUGGGUCCUGUUGGAUCUCCUGGAAAGCCUGGCAAGCCAGGAAAGCCUGGAGCUCCAGGUAUGCCAGGAAAUCCUGGCCGACCACCUCAGGCACCUUGUGAGCCUGUGACACCACCACCAUGUCCGGAGUGCCCGCAGGGUCCUCCCGGACCACCUGGACCUCCUGGACCUCCUGGAGACAACGGAGUACCUGGUGAACCUGGACAGAAGGGACAAGAUGCACCUGCUGGCGAGCCUGGACCCAAAGGGCCACCUGGACCUCCUGGACCUCCCGGAAAUCCUGGAGCACCUGGAGAACCUGGAGAGCCUGCCAAGUCGGAACCCGUUGUUCCCGGGCCACCUGGAACUCCUGGAACCCCAGGACCACAAGGACCACCCGGACCUCCAGGAAGCAAUGGAAUCGAUGGAGCACCAGGAGAGCCUGGACCGAAAGGACCCGAUGGAGAGCCAGGAGCACCUGGUCAAGAUGGAGAGCCUGGACAACCUGGUCAUCCCGGCCAAGAUGGACAAGCAGGAGAAAAGGGUAUCUGUCCCAAGUACUGUGCGAUCGACGGUGGAGUAUUCUUCGAGGAUGGCACCCGCCGUUAA
This is a messenger RNA of Cooperia oncophora, 870 nucleotides long. Lineage: Eukaryota; Metazoa; Nematoda; Chromadorea; Rhabditida; Trichostrongylidae. The record is from the annotation of a GenBank genome assembly.